Salarias fasciatus (jewelled blenny) is the source of this 2695-nucleotide messenger RNA. RefSeq names its product Kell metallo-endopeptidase (Kell blood group) (gene kel). Gene Ontology annotation, cellular component: plasma membrane. Gene Ontology annotation, molecular function: metalloendopeptidase activity. Gene Ontology annotation, biological process: protein processing. Bases 127 to 2544 code for a protein of 805 amino acids. NCBI's taxonomy places the organism in Eukaryota, Metazoa, Chordata, Actinopteri, Blenniiformes, Blenniidae. The transcript has 18 exons. The record is from RefSeq and is a predicted model, not a curated record.
UCGUCUGGUUUCCGGAGUGGAGAGCGAGACGCGAGCUGCAGAGUAGCUUUUAUCAGUGUCCGAUCAGAAGUGAGUGAUGAAAAGAGAGAGCAGGCUGAGGUGACAAGUGUUUGACAGAGCAGCAGCAUGUGGAAUAUAAAAGGCAGGGGAUGUGCACGCUGGGGAAACACUGCAACAAUGAGUCAAUCGCAAACAGAGCUCCAGGAGCUUGAGCGACCAGUCCAGCCAGAACCUGAGCGGAACCAUCGGCUUCCACCCCGGCCUGAGCCGCGUCACAGUGAAGAUCCCCUUCAGGUCCUGCAACAAAACCAGCGCCAGCAUAUGUUACAACAACAGCAGCUGCCAGAGCAGCUCCAAAAUCAACCUUUGUGGAUAAAACACAAAAGGCCGAUCCUCCUCCUUUUAGGCUUAUCUUUAUGUGCCGCCAUACUGGGACUAAUUUUCUAUACGCAUUACAAGCUCCACACAAAGAAUAAUAACCAGCCAGUGACUCCAUGUGUGUCGCCAGCCUGUCGGAAGGCCUCAGCCAGACUCUCCACAUCUAUCGAUCCCUUCACGCAGCCCUGUGACUACUUCUUGUUCACAUGUGGAUCAGAUACGCUUUGGCAGGACAGCGGGAGCAGACAGAGGGGUCAGGGAAUCCCGGGACAUCCUCAAAACCAGAUGGAGAAGUCGGCGUGGCCGGGGCGGGUACCAGAGAAUGAGGAGAAACUCCAGAGGCGGCGGGGAAAAGAUAAAACACUGAACCGGAAAACUGUGCUGCUGCAGCAUCUGAAGGAGAUUUUAGAAUCAAAUGACAUGCUGAACAGUUCAGCAGUACAGAAGGCUAAAGGAUUCUACCACUCCUGCCUGGACACGAGUUCUCUGGAAAACACGGGAGCAGAGCCCUUCCUGACGCUGGUGCAGAAGCUGGGAGGCUGGGCAGUGUCGGGGAAGUGGAACCGGACAGAUUUCAACUCCACGCUGAGAUUACUAAUGAGAGACUACGCCACAUUUCCAUUCUUCAACCUCUAUGUGGGCAAAGAUCCAAAUGAAAUUGGACAAAAAACAACCAAAAGAUACAUACAGAUUGAUCAGCCAGAUUUGUUGAUCCCAAUUGAAUGGAACAGCAAGACACAGAAGUCCGAGGCAAAAACCGAGACUCUCCGGCCUUUCCUGGCAUCCUGUCAGCGGUACCUGGCCAUGCUGGGAGCCCCGCCGAGCAACAGAAUGAUCCACGUGGGCUUGUUCAUCUCCCUGUCCUCUGAGCUGGCCGUGGCGGCUUCGCCUCUGCACUACCGCCUGGUGAAAGGACAGCUCCAUCAGCGCAUGACCAUUAAAGAGCUACAAGAACAGGCCCCUGCUAUCGACUGGCUGGGCUGUCUCCAGGCUACUUUCCACCCUCUGUCUCUCAGUGAAGACGACCACGUCCUGCUGCAUAACUUACCCUACAUCGCGCAAAUGUCCCGGAUCAUUACCAAAUGGCUGAACAAGCAUGAAACGAGCACCAGCGGUCCCCUCCACACCUUCAUGGUCCUCAGCCUGCUGCACACCAUGAUGCCUGCCAUGGACUCCAGAUUCUCCGACACACGGAGGAAUUUCUCUGUGAUUCUGGGAAACACUGAUCAGGAAGCCCCUCGCUGGAAACACUGUGUGCUGGAGACAGAGCGAGGAUUUGGCUCAGUCCUCACACACCUUCUCAGUGAGCGCACAGCCCAAAGAGAGGCAGAGGAGACUAUACAGAACGUAUUUUCCACCUUCAAGGCCAAAUUACAUGAGUUGAAUUGGAUGGAUCAGAAAACUCACCAGCUUGUCAUGGAGAAGAUUCACUCUUUCACUCCAAGACUCUGGACUUCAGAGGAGAUCUCCAGGGGAGCCGAGCUAGACCUGACGUUUUCAGAGGUGACUGUCAGCACACACAGCUUCUUCUCCAACUACGUCCAGCUGCUGUCGCUGUGGCAGAAAAGGCGCAGUAAACUCCUGACCGAUCCGAGCGAGCCUGCUGAUAUUAUGUCUGUCACACCAGUUCUGCUGGGUAAAGACAUCGUGUUUCCCGUGGGAAUGUUCAUCCCUCCUCUCUUUCAUUCCACAUACCCCAGAGCCAUGAAUUACGGUGCAGCUGGUUUCCUCAUCACCAAAGAUAUCAUCCAUCUGCUGCUGCCCGAGAUUCUCUCUCACAGUGAGACGAUGCGUGCUGUGGGGAAGUGUGUGUGGGAUCACUACCUCACCGUGACUGACGGAGCGGGUCGAGGCAGCGUGUCUCGGCUCUCAGCCGCACAGCAGCAGGAACUGUGGCUGCAGUACUUUGCGCUGCAGGUAGCACUGCAGGCCUAUCAGCAGAGUCUGAGGCAGCGUCCCGGAGACAGCUCCCUGUCGGGGCUGUCACACACUCAUCUGUUUCUCACAGCUUUCUCACAGAUUAACUGUGACACUGACCCGUACUGGGAGUUCAUGCCUCUGGAGCCUUCCUUCUUGAUCACAGUCAUUUGUGCCAAAACAAACCUGUGUCCUACCAGCCUCCAGUGCUCACUCAGGCCCCAGCAGAGUUCAGUACAAACAUGCUGAGGAGCCUCAUAUGAGCACUAACAGAACUCCAUUUAUGAUUUAAAACAAUAUUUUUUGCAGGGAAUGUUGUGAAGAUGUAAGUGAAUGUGAGAAUAAUUAUGUAUUUUGUUCAUUAUUGAAAGUGACAAAAAAUAAAUAUUUGAUAAGAAUA